AGAGAACGAACGAGAACAUUGAAGGAAAACCUAACCAUUUUCAUUUUCAUUCACUUUGGGAAAAUUCGACAAUCGAUAUGUGUGUAACACUCGGUCGAUUAGGGUGUUUAACAUUAAGGUUUUUUUUGCUGUGUUAAAAUCGGGCUCUUAAGAUGGAGAAAACUCAUUUCAGGGAUAUUUGUGUUGGAUUAUGUAAAAGCUGAACAGGAAAUUCUGAAUGUUCCUUGUUAAGUGAAACCCCACAUUUCUCGGUUAGAAUGGAAGUGUGUGCUAGAAUCAAGUCGUGAAAAGGAAAAGGAUUUUUAUCUGCUAUUGAUUAGAGUGCAACUCGAGACACGGGCAUAUAUCGGAAUUAUUCUCAGUGGAUUUUGAAUUGAGUACUGUGUGUAGUUUGAUAAAAAUUUUCCGCUAGUUCCAUAAAGGCUACCCCGGGUUAUACGAUCCGUAUUUUAUUUUUUCUCCAUUACUGACAGCUUUUAGUAGGCUGUGAAAACGCACGAAAUGCAGCCUCCCCCACGGAAAGGAAACUAUACGAAAUUUCUAAAGAAUCUUCACUCGGAACAACUAGCGAAGCUUGCACUGAAGAAUCAAAAUGAGUGUGAGCUCCUGGAGGAUAUUCGUCAAUUUACCCUGAAACGUUCGGCUAUCGAAAAGUCGUACAGCGAAGCACUCCUGAAAAUCUCAUCGGCAUAUCUCAAUAAGAAGCAAGCAUGUAUACCAGAAAUAAAAAUGGAUGGAGCGGAAGAAAAAUGGAACAUGUGGAGCGUAUGGCAGACGGUGCUGGAGGAGAACGAAAAACUGGCCCGUGCACGCCUCGCCGCCGUUGAGGUUUUCCAACAACAAAUUGCAGACGAGGCAAAAAUACUGCGGAGUGGCAAGUUGGGUAGCAGCAAAAAAUGCAUCGAACAUCUUGGUCAGGUUCAGAAGGAACUUCAACUAUCCGUACAGGAUGUUGAUAAAACAAAGAAGUGUUACUUUGAUGAAGAACACUGUGCUCACGAUGUUCGUGACAAAGCACGAGACAUUGAAGAGAAAUUGAAGAAGAAAAAGGGAUCAUUCUUUCAGUCGAUAACGUCACUGCAGAAAAAUAGUGCCCGGGUGACUUCGCGGAAAGAACAGCUCGAGGAGAAAUCGACGGGCGCUCGAAAUGAUUACAUAUUAAGUUUGGCUUCGGCAAACGCACAUCAGAACCACUAUUUCACCAUUGAUUUGCAGACCACGAUGGCCACGAUGGAAAAUUAUGUUUACGAACGAGUUGCCGAUUAUCUGGCUCUGAUUGGUCGCACUGAACUGCUAACCUGUUCGGCAACGCAGAAUUCAUUCGGCAAAAUACGCGAUCAAGCGCAACAGUUGACGCGUGAGUACAACCUUCAAUGUUGCUACCUGUAUUAUCCUGUGUUGAAGCAACAUAUUCAGUAUGAAUUUGAGGCGUGCGACAAUGAUCCAGUUAGGAAGAUUACAGCAGAUCAUGAAUCAGCUGCAGAGACACUGAAUAGGGAAGGUAAACGUUGGGCCGGACGAGUAGCACGAGAGAACAACGUGAUUAGGGAUAAUGCUCGGAAAUUGGCCGUGUGUACAGCGUUGAGGGAAGCGGGGCAUCGUAAUGAUCCCAACGAUCAAAACGGUCCGGAUCUGGAAACGAAAAUCGAUGAAUUCCGUGAAAACAUUCGAAAGGCGGAAACUGCCAAAUGCAAGGCUGAAGCACGACUCGAGUGUCUAAGAUGUGGUGGUAUCAAUGUGGACGACUGGCUCCAAGAGGCUGAAACACUCAGCGUUCAAGAAAUGCCACGCUCGGCCAGUUCUUUAUCGAUGCGCACUGAUGCUUCAGGGCAAGGGGAGAAUCCAAGCUCUGAUUCAUUUUAUGACAGUGAUAAUGCUGAACAGGACCAGCCAAUAUCAGAGUCAUCGCCGGCACCAAAGCAACCGGAACCACCAAUGGAUGAAUUCGUGGAAAGCGACGAGGAUGAUGAUUUUGAAGUGGAACAAGAGCGUCAAAAGAUUGAGCAAAUUUCUCAUGGGUGGGAUGAUCCUACUCAGGUAGAUUGGGGAGCUGAAGAAGCAGCAGCAGCAGCGGCAGCAGCUGCGGCUGCAGCAGCCGGUUCAUCCUCACAACAACCUUCGGGACAAACUUUCAAGUGUACUGCGCUGUAUUCGUACACGGCACAAAAUCCGGAUGAAUUGACAAUUGUUGAGAGCGAGCAGUUGGAGGUAGUUGGUGAGGGUGAUGGCGAUGGAUGGCUUCGAGCUCGCAACUACCGCGGUGAAGAAGGAUUUGUUCCCCACAAUUAUCUGGAUGUCGAGCGAGACACACCUGUAGAUACUCACACCACAGCGCAGCUUUCAACGCAAAUAUCAUUUUCUUCUGUCGACUACACUGUGGACAAUGAGGAUCAAGACCAAAUGCAAGAUUCUGGUCAAUCACCGGAUCAGAUAUCCGUGAUCUCAGCGCCGAGAAAAGUGCAUCAAAUGUUUUGCAUUGCACUGUACGAUUACGAUGCAACAGCGGAGGAUGAAUUAACCUUCGAAGAAGGACAGAUUUUCAAACUAAUCACCAAGAGUCCACAUGGAGUAGAUGACGGAUGGUGGGAAGGCGAAUUGAACGGCAAAAUCGGUAACUUUCCCUCGUUGGUUGUAGAAGAGUGUGACGAAAAUGGUGAACCGUUGACUGACGCCGAGGAUGAAUCUCCACCACCAUCUGCUCCGCCAUCUUUCGCGGCACCUGCACCACCUCCGAUGGUUCUUCAUCAAGCAACGCCACCGGAGGGCGAGAGUCCAAACCUAGAACAAAAUAGCUCAGUACCCGCAGUUGAUCGAUUUGAAUUCGAGUUAAACGACGAUCAGCACGACAAAUAUGGAUCGCAGUUUUCAGCACCUCCACCGUCUCAACCGCCUCCAGUUGUUAUAUGCGAGGAACCAGAGGCAGAGGAAAUGGAAUCCAAACCAGAUGCAGCAGUAGAAACCACUGGUGAGGACUCAAAUCAGCUAAACUUCAACGCUCAAAUUAUCGUUACAGCAGCCACGCCGAUGCAUGAUGAGCCAGAUAAGAAGUUUCCUCCGCCAUCUGAAGAAGCAGAAGACGACCACGACGAUCAGCCGAUAGAGAUAAUCGAAAAACAAGAACAGGAAACUCAAGAGGUUAGUGCAAAGGAGAAAUCUAAGGUAGAGUCUCCACCGAAAGAGCAGCAACAGAAACAACAGCCAGCACCAACGAAACCACCAACACCACCAAAACCUGCUAAACCAACAUCACCGCCAAAACCGGCAAAACCUGCUACACCUCCGAAGGAAAAAGCAAAAUCACCCCCACCUUCAUCAACGGACUCAAUAGAAGAGGAACCUGAAGAGAACUCUGCGCCUCUUCCACUGGACGAACCUGCAGCUCCCUUCGAAGCCACAUUUGAGGCCAACUUCGAAGCCAACUUCGCCGCCAAUUUCGACGAUGCCUUUGGCAACAAUCAACCAGAGCUACCUAAACAGGUUGUUGGUGGUCGGGCAAGCAUACCGGAGGAACUGGAGCCACAUCAAUUGGCACGCUUGCAGAACCUCAAAGAGUCUAACGCAUAAUGACCUCGUAAUGAGUUCUAGUUGAUUAUUCGUUAUGUGAAUCAGAUUAAUAACCAUCAGCUAGAUUCUUUGUUAAGGAUAAUAUUUAUUCAAUGAACAAUAUGUGUAAAACCAAUUCAUGAAUGUUUGUAUUCCAAGAGCACAUUCGUUUGCUGAACAAUUGAACAUUCGCAGGUAAACCCAUUUUGAAACGGUUGCGAAUGAUUUGUAUUUGACUGUAUACAUACAUGACACUUCCAAAACAAUUCGUUUUAAGCUCUACGAUAGUUUGUAAUAUCCGACAAAUUGAAUUCCUAUCGUCCGAAUAGUACAUCGUACAAUCAUAAUUGUCUUCACACGUCAUUCGAAUUGAAUUGCAUUCCAUUCAAAAACCUCGGCAUGUACAGUCAUCGAAGUAGUACGAACCAUUAUUCAAGGACCAGUGCAUAAUGCGCCUAUGUCUAUGUAUGUCUUUCUUCUGACUAUCAAUUACCAUUUGGGAUGCACUUUGUAUAAUGUGAUAAAUUCUAAUCGAUAACAUGAUAGAUAAUAUGUUUUCACUUAGUCCAACUCACUGGACAUGGUAGCAUUCAUUCAUGUAAUGUUGUGAAGCGCAGACAGAGCAUCAAUGAUAUUAUUAGAGACCACUACAGAUCCAGUGUGUUGUUUCAAUCGGGAAAUUGUUGAACAUAAACAUUUUUCGAGGCGUCAACUAUCAAUUCAAUUUCAAUCAAUAAGUAUGAUCAAAAGAGCAAUGUUUUGGCUAACACUCAUAAGCUAGACUAUUCUAAACUGUUGAACAAAACCCAACUAAUGCCUAUAAAACUAGUCUAUAAUUAAACCUUACAUAUAUAUAUGAGAAAUGCGCAUUCUUAGCUUAUUAUGUACAACGCGAUCUGAUGCAUAGUUAUUAAAUAUAAUACCAUUAAUCGAAUAUAGAAUUAAAAUCUAUUACCGAAGAAUGCUUUCUGCUAUCCAAAUAACCACGACAUUCAAUGUUAGCUAAAACAAAUUCUAUAACAUUCGUUUCAGUUCAAAUAAAGUCUCAUCGCGUUAGUACCUAUAGUAUGUGAAAAACAUCAGUUGCAGUAGUUUACAGAAUCCUACGCGGAUUGGUUAGAUAUCCAUACAUAACAGAUGUUGACAUAUGUUUCACAAGAAUAGAGUUUGAAAUUUAUCGACAAGAGUUAAGGUACUAUUAGAAGUUUCAGUUGUUACUACGAAUAUCUAUUAGACAAGUACAAAUAUCUACAUCUUUCGAACACUUGACAGUUCGCAAGUGCGGACAGGCGUAAUUCCUCCGAGAUACCUAAGACUUAUUUUGGAACUAGCUCGUUUCCCUGUCUACAGGGUUCGUGAAUGAUGUAAUUACAUUCCUAUUAGCUGUUUGUGGUUCUUUGCCAAUUAACAUGACAUAACGUCUCAAAACGAGUAGGAUGAACAUUGUUUGACUGCUACCAAACUAUCGUUUUGAAUGUAUCAUGCUUUCAACUUAGCAAUGACAUCCACAUCAGGGGUUAUUUUUUUUAGAAAAGUUUCAUUGAGACGAUCAAUCAAUUGCGGUCGACGUCAAGAUUAAUAUAUUAAUUUUUUUAAACGAAUAUUGCUCACGUAUCCGACGUUAAAACGGCCCCUGAACUUGACAUAGUAUCCCUUCAUAUGAGUUGCUUACAAUAUAGUCGACUGAUGCUACGUGUGAAUCGCUUUUACAUAUUGUUUUGUUUUCAUCAGAAAAUAUUUUGGCCACCUAUUUUUCACUACGGUCGCCGUUUAUUUUUCACCGGGCGUAGAAACCUCAAUAGCGGCCCUUACACGAUCAUUAAAAGUGUCAUUACUAAAAAGUAAUGGCACUUUUAAUGAACGUGUAAGGUCUACGAGUUCAGUAAUGACACGAGUAAUGAUGGAAUUCCGGAUUUUCCAUCAUUACCAACAUUAUUUCUUCUUGUUAUUUUUUUUGUGGAAGUGCUGAAAUUUAGAACUAUACGCGAAAAAAUGACAAAGUGUAGAUUUAAAUUGAUAAUAUUUCAUUAACCUUAACGUUUCAAUGGCAAAUCAAAUUUAUUUUCAGCUAAACGAAAAUAAAAAUAUUGCUAUUGCUAUUGCUGGAGUAGUUACAAAUACUCAUCAUUAAUAAUGAACGUGUAAUGCUAAAAAGUAAUGAUGUACAGUAAUGCAGUAAUGACGAGCGUUUGAGCAGAAGUGUCAUUACUUAGUAAUGACACUUUUAAUGAUCGUGUAAGGGCCGCUAAUAUCUCAUACGUUCAUACGUUCAACACUAAACGAUAAUCAGAAAUGGUGAAACAGAUUUCACCUAGGUGUGGAGUAUGGGUGGUAGGUUAGAGAGGAGAAAGCGAAUUUAUAAUGAAAGGAAGUGCAAAAAUUGCAUUUCCAGGUGUGGAAUUCCACUCCUAGACAUAUACCAGGUGUGGAAAUCCACUCCUAGACAUAUUCCAGGUGUGGAGUACAUUAUAAUCCUACUACCUACCUUCUGCCGCCCCUGCUGAUAAUAUAUAAAUGCAAUGAUAGAUUGUUAUUCUCGAGAUUGAAUUAAUCAGCAAAAUGUUCACUUUUCAUUAGGCAGUAUUUACUCCACUUGCAAAAUAGCCAAGACGUCACAUUUUCAAGACAUGCCACUCUCAGAUUUUACGAACAAAUCGUAAGCGAACGUUUUGGCGAGCAUGGCGCCAUAGGUGAAUUUUCAUUGAAUUUCGUACAAAUAAGUAAAUAGCAGCACUGCGCACCCAUACAAUUGACGUAAUAUAUUCAAUGAGAUGUCAUGCGAUGUCGUUGCUGAACUGAAGACCCAACCCGAAUUUCAACCGUUCUGGUCCUUCGAUGGGAGAUCGCACCCUAGGAAAGCAAUUCAGCAGAAGAAGAUAAUUGAUUCCAACAUAUUUUUUUCGAAUGAAUCCCGAAUUCCUUGAGACAGUAAUCUUGGCCCACUACUAUUAGGUUUUUUACCGUCACUGCUAAUCUCAAUCGGAUGAACACAUUUUAACAGUUCAGCGGUACUGUUUGUAAACAGAGAUUUUUUUGUUUGUCUGUUGACAAAUUGGAUGAGACCAUUGACGGUCCAUAUCGACUAAAUAGAGUUUUAAAACAUUUGUUCACGAUUGGAUACGGUUUGUUCUUGAGAUUUAUUGAAUAAAAGUGACUAGUUGCAAAGUGUAAAGAUGAUUGUAUAAGACGUGUUCUUCGAUUUAUGUUUAAGCUUGUUUAAGCUUGUUUGUAAACAGUACCGCUGAACUGUCAAGGAUGAAAGCUUGUUCAUUUGUUACAUCACGAUAAAAAAUCUAAUUGGUUAUCGACGCAACUUCACUGUUUGACAUUGGAUGAAGAUUGGUCGUUGUUUCCUUCAGCCCGCUCUACCCUCAGAAAAAAGCGUUCAACGGUGAUCCUUCAUUGGUCCAAUACGUUGGAUCAUUGGUGCAAUGAACGUCCAAUCAAUCGUUCAACGGGAGGCCAACACGAGACCUUCGUUUGCCGAUUUUGAAACAGACCAUUGAACCGAAUGCCAUUUUUUUCGUUCAAUAAACCCGGCAGAGGUCCAUUGUUGAGCCAUUUUUAAUAUGAGGAGUUGGAGCCCUGUUGGACUAGUUUUACUGGAGAAUUUUCGAGGUUUUUUCACUUAUUUUUUUCAAAAUAACACUCCAUACCUGUACUAUUCUUCUACUUUACGUAGAAUAACAAUAAAUUUGCUUUCUAUAUGAAGGUAACACCUAAUUUUCACACCAUUUUUGCAAGAGAAAAAAACAACAACAACCCGAUCCAGCAACAAACGUUCAGCGACCAACAAAAUAUAAUCGCUUGCUGAGUGGGAGGGUUUGACAUUCGAAUUUCCUUGAUCUCCUUUCGUCUUGAUCUGAAUCAGCUUUAAGACACCGCAAAAAAAACAGCUUCGAUGAAGAGCAGUAGCACUCAUAUAAAAUAUUAUUAUGGAAUAUAUCAAUCAAGCGGGGUAAAACAGGAAUUACGAUUUUAAUAACGAUCUCAAUCCAUUUCUCGUUUCAUGCGCUGUGCUGUGAAACUUAGUCAAUGUUUCUGAGGAUAUUUGUACCCGUCUAAUAGGGCUUAUGAUGCUGUCUAAAAAUACAUCCCGUCUCCCAAAAAAAUAUAUCCAAUGGAAAGGGUACAGCAAAAAUCUAGCACUUAUAAUACGAUAGUAUUAUGUGUAGCAAUAUUUAUUCACGGAAUGAUAUUGAAAUAUAUACGACAGAUCCUCAGUAUCGUCACUGUGCGUGUUAGAUCGAAUUGGAGAUUAUGAAACGCAUUCAUAGACUCGACAUUAAAGUUCCGCGUACUUAUCAAAAGUUUUCAAAGGCUGCAACUUGUGUAUUAGGCAAAUAAAAAAUGUGUCAAUAUAACAAACCUGAUGAUGUUGAAACGAACUAAACCAUUAAACUUCUGUUACUCUAACACGAAUCAGAAUAAUAUAAUAAUUUUCAUCAUGUAAUUGAACCAUCUGCGAAAUUGUAAUAAACCAAAAACUGAAGCAAACGGAAUAUACAAAAACUAAAUGAAAAA
Molecule: messenger RNA, 8067 nt
Organism: Malaya genurostris
Lineage: Eukaryota; Metazoa; Arthropoda; Insecta; Diptera; Culicidae
Gene: nwk
Product: protein nervous wreck
Exons: 9
Coding region: 502-3564 (1020 amino acids)
Biological process (GO): neuromuscular synaptic transmission; regulation of actin filament polymerization
Cellular component (GO): neuromuscular junction; recycling endosome
Molecular function (GO): protein binding
Source: RefSeq, a predicted model, not a curated record